Messenger RNA from Ambispora leptoticha, 366 nucleotides. The record is from the annotation of a GenBank genome assembly. Lineage: Eukaryota; Fungi; Glomeromycota; Glomeromycetes; Archaeosporales; Ambisporaceae.
UCAGUUGCAUGGUUAAUUGAUACAAUUAUCUUUCCAAGUAACGUUCUUCGGGUUCGGUGUUUGUCUUUUGGUGCCGCUAUUAUUAACGUUCUUCGGGUUUGGUAUUCGUCACAUGUUGCUAUUUUGGUGCUACCAUUAACUACAUUCUUCGGGUUUGGUGUUCAUUUUUUGGUGCCGCCGUUAGUAUAUAAUAAUCAUCUUCGGGUUUGGUAUUCGUUGCAUGUUACUAUUUUGGUACAGCCAUUAAAAUUGGAACUGUUUAACCGUUUAACAAAUUGCACCAUAGUUUUAGAUGGAAUUAUGUUGGUUGCAGUUUCAAUCCCUACCAGACAACGUUCUGAUAUUCAUUUUUUGGUGCCACCAUUA